CAGCCGUACUCUACCACCCGCACAUGGGGACGGUGUCAGUUCAUCUCAGCGACCUCAACGAGACCGUCCGCGUGAGCGUCCGGCUGGAGAGGGGGGAUGGGCCCAGCAAUAUCACCCUGCUGGAGAGAGAGGUCCAGGAGCCCCGUCUGCACGAGAACGUGCGCUUCCAGGUUCCAGCCCCGUCCGGGGGGCAGCAGGAAGUGGCAGAGCUGCACGUCUCGAUCCGGGGAGAUGCCCUGCAGUUCUCUGAGCGGAAGAAAGUGCUGCUGUGGGCGCUGCAGCCCAGGACCUUUGUGCAGACAGACAAGGCCGUCUACAAGCCGGGACAGACAGUUCAGGUUGUGGCGCAGCAGGGCUAA
Molecule: messenger RNA, 359 nt
Organism: Chrysemys picta bellii (western painted turtle)
Lineage: Eukaryota; Metazoa; Chordata; Testudines; Emydidae
Source: RefSeq, a predicted model, not a curated record